UGUUUAGGACAUAGAAGCCCGUUCGUCUAAUCGGCUACCAAAACCCUUCGACCUGAACCUAAUUCACUGUAGUUGCACAGAGAUUUUAAGUUGGUGGAGCAAAUGAGUGGAAGAGGAGAAGGAGAUUUGACUCUGGUCGUGAGGAAACCCUGCUUCAAUUUGCCCACUGGAUGCCCAGAUUGCUUGCCCGUUUAUUUCUAUCUAAAAUUGGCCAAUCUUCAUUUUCACUUGGAUUUCAAUCUCAUUUACCCCGAGUCUGAUAUAAUUCCUUAUGUUGAAACUGGUAAUUAUGUGGAGUACAAUAAUGAGAGGGGCGGGGUCAUUGAGUGUUUAAAACAGGAUAGUAUCGUUGAUCUCGAUACUGAGUUUCACUCAGUUCCAGAAUGGGUAUCUGCAAAAUCUAUGGUUAGUUCCUGGCUUGCUGAUGCUGCCAUUUACGAGCUUUGGUUGGGAACUGAUGGUGGUUCAGCUCAAAAGGUCUAUUAUUCUGACCUUCCCUGGCCGAUUGGAAAGGUUUUGUACUUUAAGAAAGUACACUCUGUGAAGCUCCAACUUGGAAUUAACAAAGAAAAUGCUGAGCGAAGAGAAGAGCAGAUUUAUAGAAAUGCAAAUCUUGCUUAUGGAGCUUUGUCAACUAGGUUAGGAGAGCAGGAUUUUUUGUUUAAUAACAGGCCAUCUAGUUUAGAUGCACUUGUUCUUGGGCAUCUACUUUUCACUCUUCAAGUACUACCUGAAACAUCCGUGCUUCGUAGUAAACUUUUAGAGCAUAGUAAUCUUGUGCGAUAUGCGGAGAAAUAUAUGACAGAGUUGGUAGAAGUCGGUACAUCAUCGAUGCCAUCAUCUUCUUCCUCACGUUCCAGUUCAGGGGCUUCAUCAUCAACACCUAGAAGGGGUCCUUAUAAUUGGAGCUCGAAGCCGAAGACGAAGCCAAAGAAAGAAAAGACGAACGAGGAGAAAACGUUUAAAAGGAGAGCCAAGUAUUUUGUAGGCGCACAGCUUGUGGCAGUUCUACUUUUUCUCACUCUCAUGGGCAGAGGUGAUGAUGCUGAAGUGGAGCUGGAUGAUGAUGAAGGCUAUGAUUACAGUGAUUGAAGUAAUUCUUGAAUUUCUACAUUUUUGGAAGAGAUGACAACGCCAGUAGUAGCUCUUUGAGGAGGAGGAUAACUUUUACUUUCAUUUUUUACUUUCACCAAACAUUUUGAUAGUUGACAUCAACAUAUUUUAAAUGGAAGAGAAAUAAAGUGUCUGAUUCUGAA
Cucurbita moschata (crookneck pumpkin) is the source of this 1256-nucleotide messenger RNA. Its product is annotated as mitochondrial outer membrane import complex protein METAXIN-like. The transcript is spliced from 6 exons. The coding region runs from base 103 to 1092 and encodes 329 amino acids. The record is from RefSeq and is a predicted model, not a curated record. NCBI's taxonomy places the organism in Eukaryota, Viridiplantae, Streptophyta, Magnoliopsida, Cucurbitales, Cucurbitaceae.